AUGCAGAGAUCCUCGUCGCAUGCCAACGUAAGAGAUGCAAAGAUCGGUCUGGCGAUGAAGGGCGGCCGCCUCGAUGUGGCCAGGGCAAAGGUCGUGUCUGGGCCAGGAGCGGCCAUGGGCAAUAAGGCGGUGAGUCUUCCGAGCCUCUUUCCCGCGCCCAACGCCACCGGGCACGUGGGCUAUCCCACCACAGAGAAGUCCGUGAAGCGGACGCCCAGCCAGCUGCUCUUGGAGAAGCAAGAGUUCCGAAUGGUGAGCAGCAUGCUCGCGAAGCCCAAGAUUACCGGGUUCCAAGACCUCGCUCGCUUCUCCAACCACACGACGUCCGUAGUGCCAGUGGAUCAGCCGCUGUUCAGUGUCCAUCCCCCGGUGGUCGCCUUCGUCGAGUUCGAGGGCCUUCAGACCUACGAGACCACGGUGACCCUGCGGAACCAGGACACCGUGGCACGAAGGGUCAAGGUGUGCCCUCCUGACAGCCCCUUCUUCGAGCUGCUGCCGGGCACCAGAGUGGCGAAGGGCGGCACCAUUGCCACCACCGACGUCUCUAGAGACAAGGUCGCUCCCGGCAUGGACGUGGCCUACGUGGUGCGCUUUAAGCCGGACGCCAGGAUAGAUUACAGCUACGACCUGAAAGUGGUCACAGAACGAGAAGAAUUUAGUGUGCCGAUCCGCGCCUCCGGCGGCUCGGCGCUGCUGGACUUCCCCGACGUCAUAGACUUCGGGGAGGAGUGCACAGUUGGCCAUCAGUGCGAGCGCACGGUGCUGGUCCGCAAUGUGGGGGACCGCGCCUCCAAGCUGCUCUGCCGGGCGGAGGAGCCUUUUAGCAUCGAAGUGCCGGACGGCUUCCUGGAAGAAGGGGCCUCCUGCCAGGUCUCGAUCUUUUUCACUCCGCCCCGUGCCGAGCGGUACGAGUGCGACUUGCACAUAAAGUAUGGCGAAAUGGAGGCGGUUGCGACCCUCAGGGGUCAGGCAUGCAACGCAGAGGUUUCACUGUCUCACAGCUUGCUGCUCAUUGAGGACGACACCUACGUUGGCUUGGAGUCCCAAGGGGUAGUGACCAUCCGCAACGACUCGGAUGUGCCCAUUGACUUUAGUUGGCGGCUCUUCUGCUCAACCAUGGAGGAGGCGCAGCACAGGCUAGCAUUGCAUCAGCAGCUCAAGACGGAGGAGAUGGACGAGCUUCUCUACAUGCAGCAAGCCAACUUCUCCGAGGACGAGGAGAGCGACAGCGGCUCGGACGGCGAGCGGCGACGGCUCCGGUCCGAGCGGAAGGUGACCAAACUCCUGGGCCGCAAGUACGACUCGAUCAUGAAGGCGGUGGAAGAGGACGACCCCAUGCUCUUCCGCGACGCCAUCUUCAAGAUCGAGCCACUCUGCGGGCGCCUUUGGCCGCAUACGCAGGUGACCUGCGCCUGCUGCUUUCUGCCCAAGGACGCGCUGGUCUACUGCGCCACUGCGUACCUUUCGGCCGUGGGGCAGGAGGACCGGGCGCCGCUGGUGCUGAAGGGCCUGGGCAUCGGGCCCAAGGCCACCUUCUCCUACGACGAGCUGGACGUGGGCAACGUCUUCGUGGAGAGCGCACAUCGCUACGAGGUGCAGCUACUGAACCAGGGAGACAUCGAGGUGGACUUCCGGCUGGUGCACCGGGAGGGCAAGUUCGCCCCCAGGUUCAAAUUCACCCCGGACCACGGCACCAUCGCAGUGGGCGGCCAGUGCGAGAUCGUGGUGGAUUUCAAGCCAAAGGAGCUUGGACCGUUUCACGAGGUUUUCGAGUGGGCCUUGCAGGGCAGCGCGACUGCUGUCACCUUGGCCUUCCGCGGGACCUCCGUCAGACCAAAGUUUGAAUUCGAUGUGGACAAGAUCAACUUCGGCACGGUGAGCUUCGGGUUCCUAAACUCCAGGAUGCUGACGCUCACAAACACCUCAGAGGUGCCCUGCUAUUACACCCUCACUGUGAAAGGUGACGAGGCCCCUCCAAGCAACGAGUUCGAGAUCAUCCCCUCGCGCGGCACGCUGCUGCCGAACUGCGCCCAGCGAAUUCAGGUGGACUUUAUUAGCAACACCGAAAAGAAGUACGACACCAGGCUCUCAGUAGACCUGGAGGGCGUGGGCAAGGAGCCGCCGCAGCGCUCCCGAAUUCAGCCCCCUGAGCUGCUGUCCAUCCCCAUGUUCGCGCAGUGCGCGGUGCCCACGGUCUCCUUCGAGCCCCACGGGUGCCUGAACUACGGGGAUGUCUUCAUUAGGUAUCCGUUUCACCAGAGUCUCUACCUGCACAACACCUCGGUGCUGCCCGCGAAGUUCAUCGUGGAGACCCAGGAGGACAAAUCCAAGGCAGAGUUCGAGCCGGAUCAAUGGGUGGGCACAGUGCCUCCCUGUGCCUCCCACGUGAUCACCGUGACGCUCACGGCGCACACCGCAGGAGACGCUUUGGGACCCUUUGGGAAAUCUCAAAACCGGGUCUGGGACCGACCCAAAAACCAGAGGGAUCCCCCCAAUUGUUUUUCAGGGUGGGCUCCCGUCCCGCAGGGGUCGAAGCUCCCCAAAAGUUGCAUGUAUCCUCUGACUACUUUGUACUUACUCCCUGCGCAUGAAACAAAACAUUGA
This is a messenger RNA of Effrenium voratum, 2604 nucleotides long. Lineage: Eukaryota; Dinophyceae; Suessiales; Symbiodiniaceae. The record is from the annotation of a GenBank genome assembly.